GCACACACCACAGCAAUUGCUGUGGGUGCCAAGGGUUAUUCCGAUGCCUGCAAAGUAUCCUAUUAUUGUAUUGCAGGUGUAACACUGAUUUGAAGUUUCUUGAAGAAUCACCAGCAGAAUGAUUAAUGCUUGCUGUAUCAUCUGCCAUGACUACUUUGAAGGAGACACAGUCGUCAUGGCUUGCCCUUGUGGACACACUUUCCACGAGGAAUGUCUCCUUACAUGGCUGGCCAACUCAGCAACCUGUCCUCAGUGUCGUGCUAGGGCUACUCAGCGCUCUACCAUUAAGCUGUUUUUUGAAGUGGGUUCAGACGCAGGAGAUAUCGAUCCAAGCAAACUCAAGAAUGAGUUACACACAUUGCAAGCGGAGCUAAAGAAGCGAGACACCGUCAAGUCGGCCCUGACUGAGGAGAACCAGAGAACUCUUAACUUAAACAAAACGCUGACCAAGAAAAAUAAGGAUCUGAGACACAAUCUUGAGGCUGAGCAGACGACGUGUGAUGCACUCAAGAAGCAGCUAUCCCUACUAUCGUACCAGAUAGAUGAAGCUAAACAAGCUAAGAAGGAAGCAAAGAGACUCCGUGAGAAGCUACAACAUCUUGAAAGGUUGGAAAUGGUGUUGACUAGCAGUGCUGAGGCUACAGAAUCUUUACUUAAAGAAUACGGCGAUGGCCCAAGAGCUGCAGGAGAGCUAGCUACAUACUGUGUACUACUCAAAAGAGAGUUUCAAGCCAACAAAUUAAAUCGUAAGAAGCUGAAAGAAGAGCUAGACGCAGCCAAGAAAAAGUUUUCAAAUUGUUCAAAAAAUUUAUUGGCUAAAGCCCUUGAGUUAGAACGCGUCAAGAACCAGCUGAAGAGUACCGAAGAAGAUCUUCGCUGUGCGCAGGAGGAGAAAAAAAAUCUGAAGGACAGAGUAACACUCCUACAUAAGACAAUGGAAUCACCCAGUGGAGCGAGCAAGACUGCCCUCACAAGGCUCAUCAUGGAGAGUCCUGCACCCUGUCAGUUCAAGCGCCCCGAGCUAAGCACCCCAGAGAAUGGAGGUAUCAUUGACCUGGAUGAUACUGGCUCCCCAUUCCCUGGUAACCCCUCUACACCUCGAUUCGAUGAAGGUCCAAGCCCAAGUACUCAGGCUAAGAGGGCAUGUCAUGAGUUUGACUUGCCGUUUGUCAAGACGACGUCCCUUGCUCACAAAAAUAAGAAGUGUAAGACUCAGAGUGAAGAGGAAUCGGACGCACUUGUGACAGCAAGCAUAGCAAACUCUGGUCUAUUCAAUAAUCGCCGCCCUCUAUCGGACUCCAGGAGUAACUUUCGUAAAGGCUACAAUGGCAUGGGAGGCCAUAACACUGUAUUCAAGAAAACUGUACUUGGUUCUUUCAUAAAGCCAUCCUCUGUCGGCAAAGGAAUCAAGAAGGGCAAACCUGCAACGAGCUCCGGGAAAUCCCUUCCUAAUUUACCAACUUUAGAUAAAUAUUUGUGAGAGAUUUGCAUUGUUUAUGAGCCUGGUCAUUAAGCCAAAGGUUACUCAGUGUCAUUUGGGAAUGCCAUGUUGAUUUGUCUGUCAGACAUUAUGCUACCAAAGAAAUUAGUACCAAGUUGGGGGCCAUUCAGAACAGUCAUUGCUGAACAAUUCAAUGUUUUUUUCCUGAUAUUUUGGAUGGAUGGGUUUGAUCAAAUUAGUCACAUUCUAAAAAAUUGUGAUUAAAUAGCCUGUUAAUGCAAGGUCAUCCCUGUUACUAGAUAAUAAAUUCCUGCUUUUUAACCAAAGUAUCGAGCCUGUUAUUGCAAAUGAAAAUGGUGCAAUUUUCUGCAUUACAAAGCAGAGAAGGAUACCAGUUUGAAAUUGAACAUGUGUCAUGGUAUUCUGGCUGGUAAGCCUUUGUAUCCUUGUAAGCGUGUUGUACUCAUCUGUAAUCUGCAAGUGACAUUGAACCAUGGGAUAGUUAAGGUGUGGGGGGGGGGGUGGUCUCCGUUUCAAAUAAAUCUUAAGAUGAAUCUGAGUUUUUCGUGAAAUAUGAGCUCUGGUAGGAUGUCUUCUGUAGGUUUUUUAAAGGCACCUGGAAAUAGAUUUUAUUUUUCCUUCAAACAUUAGAGUAUGUUC
Messenger RNA from Asterias rubens (European starfish), 2101 nucleotides. Its product is annotated as E3 ubiquitin-protein ligase TRAIP-like. The record is from RefSeq and is a predicted model, not a curated record. The transcript is spliced from 10 exons. The coding region runs from base 119 to 1480 and encodes 453 amino acids. Gene Ontology annotation, molecular function: zinc ion binding. Lineage: Eukaryota; Metazoa; Echinodermata; Asteroidea; Forcipulatida; Asteriidae.